Molecule: messenger RNA, 2086 nt
Organism: Apus apus (common swift)
Lineage: Eukaryota; Metazoa; Chordata; Aves; Apodiformes; Apodidae
Gene: MTHFSD
Product: methenyltetrahydrofolate synthetase domain containing
Exons: 7
Coding region: 15-1292 (425 amino acids)
Cellular component (GO): cytoplasm
Molecular function (GO): RNA binding
Source: RefSeq, a predicted model, not a curated record
GCCCCCGUCCCGCCAUGGCGGGCGGGCGAGCGCGGCCCCGGGACGGCGGCCCCGGGAGGGCGGCCCUUCCCCCCCGCCCGCUGCCGGCCCGGCCCGGCCCCGCGCCCCCGGCGGGCGCCUCCAAGCAGCAGGUCCGGCGGAAGGUGUGGGACUACCUGGAGAGCAGCGGCCUGGCCGAGUUCCCGCGGCCCGUUCACGGCCGCAUCCCCAGCUUCAAGGGCUCUCACCAGGCUUGCUGCUCUGUUAAGGAGCUGGAUGUGUUCAAAAGAGCAAGUGAAGUUAAAGUGGAUCCUGACAAGCCUCUGGAAGGUGUUCGGCUGGCUGUGCUCCAGGCAAGGAAGACUCUCUUGGUUCCCACACCUCGGCUGAGAACUGGGCUGUUCAAUAGGAUUGUUCCACCUUCAGGUGCAUCUAAGGAGAUCCUGAAAAUAUGUGCUACAUCCCAGGGUAUAAAGGAGUUCAGUGUGCCUGUAGGUCUGGAUGGGAAAGCACGAGUGGACUUGGUUGUUGUAGGAUCAGUGGCUGUCUCAGAAAAAGGCUGGAGAAUUGGAAAAGGAGAAGGUUAUGCAGACAUGGAAUAUGCAAUGAUGGUGUCGAUGGGUGCAGUGCAGGAGGAUACCCCUGUAAUCACUAUUGUGCACGACUGUCAGGUGCUUGACAUAGCAGAAGAACUUCUUGGUGAUCAUGAUCUGACUGUGGAUUAUAUACUGACUCCAACCAGAACUAUCAAGACUCACUGCAAACGACCGAAACCUCGGGGGAUAAUUUGGCAUAAGGUCAGCUAUGAGAUGCUGGAAAAAAUCCCCAUCCUAAAGAGUCUUCGAUACAGAGAGAAACAGGCUGGCAAGGAUGUUACCCUCCAAGAUGAACAGUCAGACUUGGCAAAUGCCAACAGUGUUGCAGCAGUAAAUGAGAAGGUGGUGGCUGAAAAUUCAAGACCCCAGGCUGCCAUGGGCUUGGCCCAACCAGGACAGCAUCAUGUUGGAAGUGCUUCUUUAAGUCCCAGAUUGGAGGGAUCUGGCAUGAUUACUACUGUGUAUGUGGGGAACAUCCCUCCCAGCGUCAGAGUGAGCGAGCUGAAAUCUGCUUUGAGGGAAUUCCAUGCAACUCCUUUCCGACUGAAUUGGCAAGGAGCUCAGCACAGGGCUUUUCUCGAUUACAAAGAUAAAGCAACUGCAGAGAGUGCUGUAUCCUCUCUGAAAGGUUUGAGCCUCGGGGGCAAUACUUGGCGAGUUGAGCUGGCCAAGAAUCAGAGAAACAAAAGGCAAGUAGAAAUCAAUAGUCAGAAAUGAAUAUGAAUAGAGGGGGCUGAAAAAAAAAUAGGCAUGUUCUCAUUGUUUUGUGAGAGGCCAACCUAAGUUUUCAAGGAUCUUGGUAUGUCCUCUGAUUUCUGCAGGCUAAACAACAAAGUGCAAAGCCAAAUUUUCAAACAAAUGGGGCAUGGAGCUGGCAGGUGACUUGCCUGCCUCAUUCCUGCAGUUGUGUGUGCAAUAUCUAUUUGUUAAGACAGGUGACAGAGGGGCUGUUUCCCCAAAGGGGCACCUGCAGACUGGUGCUGUUUGUUUUGCCCUGGCUGGGGUGCCUGUGCUGUUUGGUGUGUACAUUGGUUAGACCUGGAUCAAAAAGCCUGCCUCUUGGUAGCUGUGUGCAGCCUGAUGGGGUGAGGUGGUUGUGUUCUGUCAGCUAAAGGUUGUACCUGCAAAUUUGUGCUUGGGAGCUUAAAAGCCCCCUGCAGAAAAUCUGUCUUAAGGGUUACAAUUCUAUUUACUAAAAAAAUGAGUUCUGCCUGUUGGGAGUUUUCAGCAUAUUAUUCAUAAGAAUGCCCUUUUUGUGCUCUUGAAGAAUGGUUGUGGAAACACUGUCUCAGCCACUGAGUUCUAGUAAUAACUAUUAACAUCAUGUGGAAGAGAUGGUAGCCCCUUUCUCAGCUUUGUUUUGUUAAUUCAGGCCUUUGGAAACCUUGUAUUUCUUAUUUCAGUCUGGGAGAGAAAAGUGAAGACCAAAUUUUCUCAUCUGCUUUUCCCCACAACACUUCAGGUGCCUUUUUCACAGGUGCAGGUAAUUAUUAAAUAGACACUUUUCCUGA